AUGUUUCGAAUUGCAGACAAAGUACAAUCAAUAACUUGUCCUAUGCACAAAAAGGCCAUCAAAUAUUUGAACAUCGGAUAGGGUUGUUCUAUAGAAUAGAGAAUAGGAUGCUCAUCAUGCAUGGGGGCAAAUUUUAUUGACUUUGAAUUAGCGGAAGAACUGCUUGAUAAGUUGAAUAAUGGAAACAAUGAGGACGAUAUGAAACAAUAACUAAAGAUCGACUUUAUGCAUACAUUAAAUCAAUUUAGAAAUUAAGUCAAUAAAAUACUAGAUAACAUGGAAAAACUAGUAGAAUCUAUGAAUAGCAGUUCAGAUAAACUGAUAGAAUGGCUAAAUUAAAUUAAAGGGGCUACUUAAUUCAAUAUAGAUGACCUAAAAUAAAUGGCUGUGAGACUAGGAAUUUACAUUGUCAAAUAAGAAGAUCAAUUCUAGCCUAGAGUCAAUGGAUAAUGGCAAAAUUACAUUAGUAAAUAUGCCCAAAUUUUAUAAAAAACAAGUCUUUUGCUUAAUUAAAAAAUACUUGAGAAAGAACUGAAUCCAAUUGAUUAAACUGAAGUUGUAACCUAAGAAGAACCUAAAAAAAAUUAAGAGUUUGUAUCAAAAGAGAGCUUGUAAACAAAGUAAGACAUUGGGUAAGAGAUUUAACAGCCCUACGUUAAUUAAUAAAUGGAAAUUGAAGAAUAAAAGAAGAAAAUAGAAUUCUUGGAAGGUUAAAUUGAGAAAUAUCAUAACUUAUACAACAAGUUAAGAUAAUAAAAUGAAAAUAAAGAGGCAGCAUUUGAAACACCAAAGGCUAAUAUGGUCAUAAAUAAGUUAGAGCCUGAAAAAAAAGAAGAAUAAUAAUAAUAUGCAAUAUAAAAAUAAGACAAAGAUCAAUUAAAGAUUUAGAAAUAUUUAGAUGAAAAAACUGUUAACCAUCCUCUUUGGAAGGAAUUUAACAAUGAAAUGGAACAUAUAAAGAACUAAUUAAAAUGGUUGGAAUUUAAAUAUGUUGAAUAAUUAUUUUAAUUUAACUAAUCAGCCCUCUAGGAAGAAUAAAAAAAAGUAUUGUAUUUUAGCAAAAAAACAUAAGAAAACUAAAACUUCUCUAAAUUUUAUCUAAAUCAAUUAAUUGCAUAAUUGUAAACAAUCAAUAAAUUGUUGCUUGAUUCAUAAACGAUGUACAAAAUGGAUAACAUUGUUGUUUCUAAGAAUUACCAGGAUGAAUAAGACUUGAAAAAGAAAGUAUAAGAAACUAUAGAUUAUAUCAGAAGCCACAAAUAGCAUUUAGAUGUUUGUUAAGUCGAAUUAAAAUAUGUUUAAGAACUUAUGUCGAUAAAUGAGUUAUCAAAAUGCAAUAUGGUGAACAGCAGAGAUUUACAAAAGUAUUUUUAGAGACUUACUGACAAAAACAAAUAUGGGAUAUUUUAUAUUAACAAUAAUGUCUUACUUAAGAACUCCCGAAGUCUUCAAUAAGUAAUAAUUAAAACUGUGUAAGACAAUCAAUUAAAAGACAAUCUCCAAAUAGAUAAGGAUUUUAUAUUGGUUAAUAAAUUCGUUUGGAAAUUUAUAUCAACACUAUACUUUAGCAGUGGCCCAGAAAUCUUGCUCUAAGAAAAUUGA
This is a messenger RNA of Paramecium octaurelia, 1602 nucleotides long. Lineage: Eukaryota; Ciliophora; Oligohymenophorea; Peniculida; Parameciidae. The record is from the annotation of a GenBank genome assembly.